Ordospora pajunii is the source of this 1002-nucleotide messenger RNA. RefSeq lists its product as uncharacterized. Gene Ontology annotation, molecular function: protein kinase C binding; ribosome binding; translation regulator activity. NCBI's taxonomy places the organism in Eukaryota, Fungi, Microsporidia, Ordosporidae. The record is from RefSeq and is a predicted model, not a curated record. The coding region runs from base 1 to 1002 and encodes 333 amino acids. Gene Ontology annotation, cellular component: nucleus; cytosol. Gene Ontology annotation, biological process: positive regulation of protein phosphorylation; rescue of stalled cytosolic ribosome. The transcript has a single exon.
AUGUCGUGUGAAUUGAAGGUUGUUGCAAGUCUGAAAGGGCAUAAGGACGAGGUGAGAGGGCUGAAAGCGGUGCGAGUGGAAGGAAAGGAGCUGCUGUAUUCGGGGUCGAAGGACAAGAAGGUGUUUGGCUGGGACCUGCAUAGCAAGAUUGAGUCUGAUUAUGGAAGGCUCGAGAAGGUGUAUGAGAAUGGGCACACUCAGAGGAUCAAUGGGAUUGAUGUGUCUAAGAAUGGGGCGAUGAUGGUGAGUGUGGGGUCUGACAUGAUAGGAAGGAUAUGGGAUACGAACAGCAAGAUGUCGAUUAAGCUGGAAGGGCACAGCAGGGAUGUGUUUUGUGUGAGCAUAAACUCGAACGACACGAAGAUAGCGACGGGGUCGGUGGAUUCAACGAUGAAUAUUUACAACACACGCGGGGAGCUCAUGAUGAGGAUUGGGAGUGAGAUGGCACGGAUGCAUCGUGGAUGGAUUAACUGUGUGGCGUUCCAUCCUCUUGACGAGAGUGUGCUUGCAAGCGGAUCGGCAGAUGGGACGGUGAAGAUCUGGAACCUAGAGAUGCAGGAGCAUACACACACGUAUCUUGGGGGGGUGUAUGUUGAUUAUGAGAAAGCAGAGGAAGCAAAGAUGCAGGUGCAGGACUAUGACGAGUCGAAGAGCGUGACGGCGAUGGCAUACUCUUUGGACGGGUCGUUGCUGGCGUAUGGAGACAAGAGCGGAAAGGCGUAUCUUGUGAAGCCAAACACGCAAGAGCAGAUGUGCAGCAUUGAUGUGACUGUUCCGAUACGAUCAAUUGCGGUUGGAGAGACGGAUGCGGUGAUUGGCCUUGGAACGGAUGAGUCUGUGAUUAUUUGGGACACGAUCAGCUCGAAGGUGGUGGCAAGUUAUGAUCUGCGUGAAGUGGGGAAUGGAGUGAAGUGUCUGUCUCUGGUGUUUUCUGGAAGGACGCUCUACUGCGGGCUGUCCAAUGGGAUGAUUGUUGAGCUGGAAUUUAGAAAGUUGGAUUAA